This is a messenger RNA of Aedes albopictus (Asian tiger mosquito), 5962 nucleotides long. RefSeq lists its product as uncharacterized. The coding region runs from base 2078 to 2830 and encodes 250 amino acids. The transcript is spliced from 3 exons. The record is from RefSeq and is a predicted model, not a curated record. NCBI's taxonomy places the organism in Eukaryota, Metazoa, Arthropoda, Insecta, Diptera, Culicidae.
CGAUCGAAUUUCCGAAUCGAUUUAAAUUGUGCCUUCGUUUAUCAAUUCCAUAACAUGGAGAGCAAAAGUUAUCGUCACGAUGACUGCUGCUACUAACAUCACCUCUCGCUAUGUGUAAAGUGUAAUGCGGAUGAUGCUGCUGCGCUGAUCUCGCGCUGGCAAAGAAGAUGAUGCUGGUGGUGAUGAUGAUGAUGACGAUGCGAUAUUUAUAAAUUAGAGCCGGACUUUGAAUGGAACGGCAUGGUGGCGCAGCGUGGCGCGGUGGUACAAGUAGCAGUAGAUCGCACAUCAUCGUCGUCAUCGUCGUGGUUGUCUUCGUACAUCAGCCGGCAGCUGAAGUAAACAGUUCACGUCGCGAUGAAAGAAGGGGGGCGAAUGAAAAAACCCGUGAAAAAUUUGUUGUUAAUAAUUGAAGAGUUCUCCAUCCGACGACGACCGUCCAACGGAACCGCGCACUCGGUGCUGCUGAUGCUGGUGGUGCGCUCGAGUAAGAAUCCAGAGGAGAACUGCAUGAACUGAGGUACAGUGGAUGGGGAAAUUGUCUGGAUUCAUCGAUGUUGUUUUUCGUAAAUGCGUAUUUUUGAGACGAUCAGAACUCCUUUUAUAACUAAAUAUUUUACCUUUCAAAUAAGUAUUUCAAUUGUUUAAACUUAAACUUAAUAUCCUUAAAAAUGUUCGACUAAUUAGUGUUUGUGAGGCCCGUAAAAUCGUUUUGAAACCUACAUGGUUCUAUUUUAGUUUUAUUGCGGAUCUAUGGAACUCCUGACACACAUAGUGUAUGAUUAAUAGCAUUUCAUAGCGAUGAUGUACAGACAAUUUCCCCACACCCUGUAGGCAGCAGUAGCAAUCUCGCUCGAGGAAUCCCCCUUUCUCGGUCGCCCGCCAGUCGCGGAAAGCGUUUGUGUGCGGAGCUCUGUGUUCGCGAAAUUGGUUAUAAUUCUCGGUGGAAGAAUCCGAAGCCAUUCAACGCAUCCAUCCAUUCGUCGUCGCGUCGGUGCGGUGGUGAUGUGCCGUGCCGUUGUUGCGUUGUGAUGAUUCGUGUUCGGUUCUUUAUGGUAAUCGCGCAUUUUUGUUUUAUACGUGCUGCACAUAGGAUGGAAAUUUUCCGGCUUUAAUCUGCUUUCUCGGCUCGGGUUGUUUAACGGGAACGCGAUUGAAGAGCGUGCCAACGGAAGGUUCUACUCUACGAUGAGGUGUGAUUAAAGAGCUCGAUUGGUUUCGAAUCCUCUGUAGUAGGUUUACGACCUUUUUCUAUGUUGAUCUUUUUUUGCGUGUUGGUGGUGUCUUGUGUUACUUACAUUUGCGUCGUCGCCGUCGUCAUCGGGCGACCGGGUGAAUGAAGCAAUUGCUGCAGUUUAUCAUCGUGGUUCACGUUUGUCCAGAUAACAUCCAGGUGAAGGCAGAUCUGUGUAGAUACAGCGGUGAAACAGCGGCGACGAACGUGGCUUAUCAGAGCUUAUCAGCGAAUUCCGGCCGUCACUGAAGCGCAUAAACCACUCACAGCAAAUCAGUGAUUAAAACGGACCUCACACCAGAAGAGCCGCAGCUAAUUGCAACUUCCCCCGUAGUCUAUCCACUCGGCAACACACGGAGCGUAGCUCAGCUCAGUCAUUCAGCCGUCGGUCAUCAACCGUGAGGCACAAGCGACGAAACAACUCAGUGCACAAGAAAUCUGUAAUCAUCAUCAGCGUCACAUUUUAAUUCAAUUACCGCUCACAGUUCUGCCUUGCCGACCAUCUCCACUGUCCGGAAAGAAGGGGGCCGCUGAGUUAAAGAAAAGCACCAUCCACCCCCUCCGUAGCUCAAGGCCACUCUACUACUGGCUGGGUGAGAAGAAACCCCCGGCGGCGACGGCAGUGGUGUCGAGGAGUGUCGUUUAAUUCAUUUUUAAUCUGUUGCCGCCUCAGGUGCUUCGUGCGGGCAAUUUUAAUCUGGCCGGACGCUGCGGCGUCCUUAACUAAGUGUCUGUUCGUCUUUGUGUUUGUGUGUAUGUGCGGCGCUAAAGGUAUAGCAAAAGGCGCGUUCUGAAAAGCCUAAUGAGUUCACCAGCAAGCCGGAGCUGUAGAAACGACCACCAAUGAAGCUUGAAGAUCAGAUCGGAGGUGCCGCCGGAAGUGUUACCGGUGGUGGUGGCGACGAAGUCAUGUUCAGUGACGUCAGAUGGACAGUUGAGCGCCGUAGUAGUGGACACAAUAGUGGUCGCCGCCGAAAAAGUGCCAAAUGUAGCAGUAAUCGUGUGUCGCGGAAGAUCGUCGAGGGUGAAGAAGUGGCGGCGAGUUCGCCAGAAGCAUUCCUCCAGUCCUGCCCAUUGCCGGCGAUGCCUUGUCCGGAGGCCAGCGGGAGCGGUAACUCAACGGAACAGGCCAGCAGUAGUAGAUCUUCGUCGGCGUGGCGGUCGACGCCAUCCCGAAGGCUGUGGUGGUGGAACCGGUGUUCGCCCGCCCUAGUGUUGUACAUAGUAGGUGUAGUGUUAGUAGGUGCAAUUCCCACGAUUCACUGUGAUGCAGUUAGUAGUGGCAGCAGUAAUAGUGUUAGUAGUAAUAGCAGUCUUAAUCAAAAGGGUGAUAAGGUCGUCGUGGACGGGGGUCUACAUCUGGUCAGCAGUAGUGAAAACGUGGCGGUGGAACAGGAUCCGUUCGUCAGUGGGAGUGUGAGUGUGUGCGAGGAUCACUACGAAGGCAGCGGACACUACACGCAUCACUGGGCGGUGCACAUUCCGGAUGGCGGCGUUGAAACUGCCGAGCAGGUCGCCGACGAGCACGGGUUCAUCAAUCAUGGCAAGGUAACUAUCCAUCUCACAUCCAAUAAAGCUUAUCAUUACAGUAAGUAGCUACCAUUCGCACCGUAAUCUCAUUAGCCAAAAUCCGCACCGAAUUAUCGCUAUUAGCCCGGAUAAUGGUCCAGACUGAGACCGUUCACCGUUCGCAAAAAAAAAACUAACCACAAAACAAAUCCUCUUAUCUUCCAAAUUCUGGAGGAGCAAUAUGCGUGUGUUUGUCCCACCUUUAAGGCAUUUUCUUUUACAAGAAAAAAAGCAGCUUAUUUCACCGGUCCCCAGUACAACCGAAGACAUCAGUUUUUGUGCACAAGUGAGGGGCACAACUCGUGCCCGGUUGAAAUCGAAUCAAAUUGGCGCCCAACGUGGCCGUCAAAGUAAUCCAAUAACACCUUUUCUCAUUGUCCUCGUCGUCGUCGAUGUCCUUCCGAAUCCAAUUAUCCGACAUUGUUUUUCACACUCUUCAAAGAAGGUAAAUGGUUACUGCCGAAAGGUGGCGUUGUGGGUGGCGCCGCACACUUUAACUUUACACUUGACCUCCAAAUCAACAAGACGUGGGGAUGGCUGGGAGGAGAACUGUCGGUAACUAGGCUCGGUUAGUCAGUUUCGCUAAUGAGCGUCUUACACGCUGGUAAACAGCCUUAAGCUGAUUAUGGUGGAACGGUUUCAAAAAUAUUACUGCAAACAGUCAGAGGUCGACGGGCGUAGGCUUUUCACUUUUCGACGGAUGGUAGGUAGUAGUUGUUGAUUCAACUUAGUUCAGCGCUCUUUUUCCAGAAUAACUCUUGAAUAAACCUCAAAAUUCCUCUGUUUUCCUUCCCAGAAUUCACCCAAAAUAAAACCUGGGAUUCUCCAGGAAAAUGUUCAGGAAAAACUUCUGUGAUUCUUCUAAAAAUCCUCUAGAAAUUAUCCAAGAAUUUCUUCAAAAAUCUAUAAAUAUCUUCAGGAACUCUUGAAAAAGGUUUGCAUUAAUUUUUCAAGUUUUCUUCCAACAACUGUCCACUAAUGUAUCCACGAAUUCUUCCAGGAGCUCAUCAAGAAUUCCUUCAGGAAUUCUCCAAAAAAUCCUCCAGGAAUUCUCCAAGAAUUCCUCCAGGAAUUCUCCAAGAAUUCGUCCAGGAAUUCUCCAAGAAUUCUUCCAAGAAUUAUCCAAAAAUUCCUCUGUGAAUUAUCCAAGAAUUCCUCUGAGAAUUCUCCAAGAGUUCCGCCAGGAAUUCUCAAAGAAUUCCUCCAGGAAUUUUCAAAAAAAAAACCCAGAAAUUCUCGAUGAUCCUCCAGGGAACUCCUCCAAGAAUUCUACAAAAACUCCUGCAGGAAUACUCCAAGAACUACUUCAGGAAUUUUCCAAGAAUUCCUCCUAGUAUUCAUCCAGAAAUUCUCCAAGAAUUCCUCCAGGAACUCUCCAAGAAUUCCUUCAGGAAUUCUCUGAGAAUUCCUCCAGGAAUUCUACAAUAAUUCCUUCUUCUUCUUUUUUUUCCCUCUUUCAAAAUUUGAAGUUAAAAUAAACAAUAACAAUAAUAACAAUAAUUCCUCCAGGAAUUCUACAAGAAUUCCAUCAGGAAUUCUACAAGAAUUCUUUCGGGAAUUCUACAAGAAUUCCUCCAAAAAUAUCUUCAAGAAUUCCUCCAAGCUCCAAGAGCUCUACAAAAAUACAAUACCUCCUGAAAUUCAAGAGGGUGAUAGUAACUGUGUUUCAAACGAAAUAACACAGUUUUUGCACCUUCGCUUUCAUGUGUCACCUAGUUUUGUAAUUGAUAUCACAUGAAUCUGCCAUGACAAGACACAUUCCAGGCAAAUUUUCCCCCCAUUUUCCCAUGGAGUACGAACGUAAUUAAAUAAAAUUUUACUGCACAUGCAAAAAAAAAUACAAAACCGCCUGCAGACAGGUAUGCAUGUCGAGCUCGUGGAAAACGGACCAAGGUAAGGGUGAGGGCGUCGUCGUGUAUUAAAUUACACUUCACACGAACGCUUCGCUCCAACAUCGAGAGGGCAAAACUACCCUCGGUCGCCUCGGUUGCCUAAACGGUUGGUGGUUAGUUGGUUGGCUGACUACCGAGAGGCAGCAGGACCUACCUACUCAUACCCUACCGCUACCAGUCAGUGUGGUAUUAAUAGAUACAAGCAGAGUGACGAGAACCCCAUUGCUUGCAUCGUUUGGGCGUUGGUCCUGGGAAAUUAGGGGGUGCCUCGUUGUUGUUGGACGGUGGAUAACUGACGACUGGCACCAUUUGCAUACCGAAGCGCUUGGUUUUCUCGAGUCCUUUUCAUCGCUGUCGUGUCGAACGGGGAUGGAGUGGUGGUGGUGAGAGGUGACGACUCCACACGUCAAACUGCGUCGGAGGGUGUAUGAAUAGUUUGGGAAGAAGGUGGGAGGGUGUGGCUUGGAGGGGAAAUACGAACCAAGCUUUCAGAGUGGCUAAAGUCUCCAACAAGAGUGGAAAACUUUUAAAUUAACUUAGCAGCAAGUGAAUUGGUACGCAAAAUGUGCUAAUGGGAGCAGACUUCAUUAUGGAAACAAAAAAAUGAAAAUUUGCACGACACUGUCUACGGUGGGAGGGACAGAUGCGACGGGAUAAUUGGAGUUGAGUUGUAAAAUCUGCAUUAGCAGAGAACUGAUAGUAUGCUAAAUUUGAAUAGGGGUUGCAAAUUUAAAUUCAUUGUAUUCGUAUAAGCUUGUUUUGAAGAUGCUAGAUUUAAUAUGUGCGAUAGAGAAUGAAUCAGCAUGCAAUACAGAAACAACUACUCCCUCACGAGACAUUCCUCUUCAAUCAGUAAACCCAGAAUGGCUAGCGAUGUUUCAGCUUUGUGGCGAUUAUUACUGAUGUUUACCAAAGAAUUCCUGAAGAAACUCUUGUAGAAUUCCUUGAGUUUUCAAAGAAUUCCGUAAGAUCUGUUACACAAUUCCAAAAGGAAUAGUUGUAGGAUAACUGGAGGAAUUAUUCCAGAAUUCCUGGAGGAAUUAUUGUAGGAUUCCUGGAGAAAUUCUUGCAGAAUUUGUGGUGGAAUUCUCCUAGAAUUCCUGGUGGAAUUAUUGUAGAAUUCCUCCCGGAAUUAUUGUAGAAUUCCUCCCGGAAUUAUUGUAGAAUUCCUCCCGGAAUUCUUGUAGAAUUCCUCCCGGAAUUAUUGUAGAAUUCCUCCCGGAAUUAUUGUAGAAUUCCUCCCGGAAUUCUUGUAGAAUUCCUCCCG